Paraphaeosphaeria sporulosa is the source of this 1235-nucleotide messenger RNA. RefSeq names its product voltage-gated potassium channel subunit beta-1 channel subunit beta-1. The transcript has 4 exons. The coding region runs from base 130 to 1158 and encodes 342 amino acids. The record is from RefSeq and is a predicted model, not a curated record. Lineage: Eukaryota; Fungi; Ascomycota; Dothideomycetes; Pleosporales; Didymosphaeriaceae.
CUUUGAAAUCGCGACAUGAAGGUACCCCUCUAUAUAGAACGGGCGGCACGACCCCACUAUGAACGUUUAGCAUUGACACCCAACAAUCCACUUUUCGCACCGAGAUAAUCGAACAAAAUAACCGUCAAAAUGCCUGCCGUAGAGUCCAAGUUCAAUCCCAAGGACAUGGAGUUUCGUCGCCUCGGACCUGCCGGUCUUAAGGUCUCAGUCUUCUCGCUUGGUGGAUGGUUGACCUAUGGAGGAACCCAGAAGGGAAGCAUCGUCAAAGAGUGCAUGGAAGCUGCCUGGAGCUAUGGCAUCAACUUCUUCGACACCGCUGAGGUCUACGCAAAGGGCGAGUGCGAGGUGGAGAUGGGCAAUGCCUUCAAGGAGCUGAACUGGCCGCGUGACGAAUAUGUGCUAUCCACAAAGGUCUUUUUCGGAACAGGACGAACGGAGCCCAACACUCGGGGACUGAGCAAGAAGCACAUUGUCGAAGGCUUGAAGAGCUCGCUCAAGCGUCUCCAGCACGACUACGUUGAUGUAGUGUUCGCGCAUCGUUAUGAUCCCGAUGUGCCCAUGAAGGAGAUCGUCGAAGCGUUCACACAAACCAUCCGCGACCUCAACCUCGCAUACUACUGGGGUACCUCCGAGUGGCCCGCCGAGAAAAUCCAAGAAGCCGUUGACAUCGCCGAGAAAUACAACCUCAUCGCGCCCAUCGUCGAGCAGCCGCAGUACAAUGCCUUCCACCGCGAGCGAUUCGAAAAGGAGUAUGCGCCGCUCUUCAAGAGCUACCAGAUGGGUACCACCAUCUGGUCUCCGUUGGACUCUGGUAUCCUCACCGGAAAGUACGACAAGGGCAUCCCAGAGGACUCGCGCUUCGCCACAAACUCCGACUUCUUCAAGGGCACAAUCGAGAAGCUGAAGUCUGAGGAGGGCCAGGCUAAGCUUGAGAAGGUCAGGAAGCUGGGAAAGAUUGCCGAGAAACUUGGUGGCAACACAACUCAGCUCGCUCUGGCCUGGGCUGCGAAGAACCCUAACGUCAGCACCGUCAUCCUCGGUGCGUCGAAGGUCGAGCAGAUUCACGACAACUUGAAGGCGCUGCCUCUGUUGGCCAAGCUCACCGACGACGUAUACCAAGAGAUUGAGGACAUCCUCCAGAACAAGCCCAAGGCGUGAUCAUGUGAGCAUGUUUGUGUAACACACCAGAAGCCGCGUAAGAAGGCGGUGAUCCACACUGCCCCGAAGCGAGCACA